AUGGAAUCACACUUUGAUUCGGCGGAUUUAGUCGAGAAUGCCUUUAGCAUACGUUUACCAGACUACAAUCCACACACCCCCAGGUUGUGGCUUCACCAGGUGGAGGCCGUUUUUGCUUCCCGACGCAUCACUUCCCAAGCCACCCGGUUUUCCUAUAUUGUCCAGCAUCUUCCUUGUGAUGUAACAGCAGAAAUUGAAGAUCUAUUGGAAGCUACUCCUAAGGAAAACCCGUUUGACGCCCUUCGAGCGGCCGUCGUAAGUCGGACAGGGAAAUCGGAGAACAAAAUGCUACUGGAUAUAUUCACCACUGACGAAAUUGGGGACGGAUCACCAUCGCAAUUUCUUCGUCACACGCGCAGUCUCCUCUGCGGCCCUUGCUUUCCAAUCCACCAACGAUGGCUGUCGGAUUACAACCUACCGGAAAAACGUGUACCCCUUACACGUGUACACAAACCACCACCGACAGCUUUCGGUGGCCUUCCUAAACAACUGAAUCGGGUGAUGGAUAUGCUUCAGAGGCUGGAACCCAGGAGGGCCACCGCCAUCUUUAAGCGGUUGGUUGUUCAGGGACAAAUCCUGCGGCGUCAAGCCUCAAAGUCUGCAAACGAUGACCUGCGGUUGGUGGUCGAGGAUACUGUACCUCAAACAAGAUGGCGAACUGGAAACACUGACUUGGGGUUUUGUGUGCUCUGUGACUGGCCGACUACUACCAGUGACCGCUGGCAUGGGAUACUGACAGAUGCACAACGUAUGGAUGUGAAGGACCGCCGCCGGUCGGUGGAUUGGUCUAAUGAUAUGCCUUCGGUCCUUCCAAAACCGCGGGAGACCGAACACGCGUUUGUGCGACAGACAGACGAAAGUCACCAUAACCAAGCACGCUUCUCCGGACGGCAGCAGGUAGCGCCUAUCCGACGCUUUCCAGAUGUAGUCAAUAUGGACGGAACGCAUGCAGCAAACAGACUUAGACACUUACGAGUAUCAGAGCGGUUUUCUCACUUUUCCAUGAAUCUUCCAGCUGGUUGGAUAUCCAAAGUUAGUGGUAGCACAGGCAAAACUUACUAUGUGAAUACUGAAACACAAGAAUCGCAAUGGGAAUUUCCCACCCACCCUGCUUCGUCCUCUGACAAAGUCCGUUGUCUGCAUUUACUGGUCAAGCAUUCCGGUUCCAGACGUCCAUCCUCUUGGCGUGAAGCGAAAAUAACUCGGUCCAAGGAGGAUGCACUCAAACUCAUUCAAAACUACAAAAAACGAAUUGAAUCCGGUGAAAUCUCAUUUGAAGAGCUAGCGCGCACAGAAAGUGACUGCAGUUCAGCUUCCUCGGGCGGUGACUUGGGUUUCUUCUCUCGUGGUCAAAUGCAAAAGCCUUUCGAGGAGGCUGCUUUCAACUUGAAACUAGACGAAAUGUGUGGCCCUGUUUAUACGGACUCUGGUAUACAUAUUAUAAAACGCAUCGCCUAAAGUGUUGAACUACAUUCGUUUUUAUGAAAAAACGGUUUCUGAAUAACCAUACAGUUAUCCCUUAAUCGGCAACUUUGGUAAACUAUGUGAAAGC
This is a messenger RNA of Opisthorchis viverrini, 1552 nucleotides long. RefSeq lists its product as hypothetical. The record is from RefSeq and is a predicted model, not a curated record. The coding region runs from base 1 to 1458 and encodes 485 amino acids. The transcript is spliced from 7 exons. Gene Ontology annotation, molecular function: protein binding; peptidyl-prolyl cis-trans isomerase activity. Gene Ontology annotation, cellular component: nucleus; cytosol. NCBI's taxonomy places the organism in Eukaryota, Metazoa, Platyhelminthes, Trematoda, Opisthorchiida, Opisthorchiidae.